Messenger RNA from Gongylonema pulchrum, 633 nucleotides. The record is from the annotation of a GenBank genome assembly. Lineage: Eukaryota; Metazoa; Nematoda; Chromadorea; Rhabditida; Gongylonematidae.
AUGAUUUUUGCAGCAAAUCCAGAAUGUGGUAAGUAUAUGGACAGCCGGUCGUACAAUGAUCACAAAGAGAAGUUGUACUGCAAUCGUUGUUACAAGUAUUUGUUUGGGCCAAAAGGUGUCGGAUAUGGUGUUGGCGCCGGUGUGCUGCUCACAGCCAGUGUCAGUAGUGGAUCUUCGAAAAAACAAACUUCAUCUAAAGCCGACGAUAUAGCGACCGCGUCGUUUUUGUAUACAAAUGAAAAGAAAACACAAAAGCCAGGAUACAUCGAGCGAGUCGAUGAAACAUUUUGUGACAAAAAAGACCUACAAUGCGGAAACAGCGUUCCUGUGGCAGGAAACGAAAGCAGUGGAAUGAUAAAGAAAUGGGUAAGUACCACAAUGAUGCCAGCAGCGCACCAAGCAUACUAUGGUAAUCGAAAAGGCCGAGACCACCAGCUUGGCAUCGACACAAGUGUUUCGUGUGCAGCGCUUGCAACAGAUUGCUGGAAUCCCGAACCGUUUGUGUCCGCAGUGGCUUUUUGUACUGUAACUGUAAGUUCUGUUACAUUAAAAAAGGCAUGUUAUGCCAAGGAGUUCGGCCCACGUGGAUAUGGGCAUGGUGUUGGUUCCGAGAAUUUACGAGCAUACGAAUAA